UGCGUGUGUGUGUGCGCGUGUCUGUCUGUGUGUGUGUUUGCGUGUGUGUGUGUGCGUGUGUUUGUCUGCUGCACGGCGACACUCUGCUGCUCUCUCUGCUCUUUUACUUGAUAUGAUGGUGCGUUGAAUGACCGGCUGCAUGGUGACGAUUUUUCUGUAAACACAUCGAGGAGGAGGAAAGUUACUCCCAAGGAACGACACUGCCACGGAGAGAAAAGUGAAGGAGGCCACAGGAUGAAGUCCAAAGGCAAGGCUGUGAAACCAUCCAGGAGGACCUGGUCUGACCCUGAGCCAGAACUAGAACCAGACACAGAACCAGGUUCCAGUGAGCAGGAGGGCUCGGAUGCCUCAGUCCGGAUCGGUGGCUCCUGGAGGGGGUCGCUGAGGGGUGGGGACGGCAAGCGGAAAAAAGGUGGAGGCCGGAGGCGCAGGCAGCACGGCUCCAGCAACAAGGAACGCAGCGUCCGGCGACUAGAGAGCAACGAGAGGGAACGCACGCGCAUGCACAAACUCAACAACGCCUUUCAGGCGCUGCGCGAGGCCAUCCCCCAUGUCAACACAGACAAGAAGCUGUCCAAGAUCGAGACACUCACCCUGGCAAAGAAUUACAUCAAAGCCUUAACCACCGUCGUCGUGGACAUGUCAGGGGACUGCCUGCCUGCCGGCGGGGUCCCGUCGGAGGCCAGCGCUGCCAAGCUGCUCCAGUGCUACCAGAAGCACCUGAAGGACGAUGGGGAGGAUGAUCUCACCCAGUACCUCACCAACAUGCACAGCUUCAGCCAGCGUAGCUAACAGUGGCUGCAAAGUGGUUCAGAGACCAGGAGGCUGUCUCCAAGGCAGAGGGAGCGAGAGAGAGAGAGAGAGAGAGGGGUGUGUGGGGUGAGUUUUAGGGACACAUCUCAAACCAUAUCCAGUUCCUUCCGGUGCACUGCUCUGGGAUCUGCUCAGAGGUGGUUCUCUGCAGGAAAUGGGUGCUGUUCCAGGUCAUGGACCUCUGGCAUUGAACCCAUGCUUGGCCAUAGCCAGAGAGAGUCUAGACUAGAACUUCAUGCAAGGUAUGAAAUGAUUUGAGCACGAUUCACCCAGCAGACAAAAAGACUGCAGACUGGACGGUGAAAAGCAGAUGGAUGUCGGUUAUGAAGAGUGAGAAGACGUUAUUGUUAUUGUACACUGGGCUAAUCUUUCACCAUUGUGUCUGUUUAUUUCUCAUCGCCUACGGUUUGAGCCAGGGCAGAAACUUGUUCUCUUUUGUGUUAUCUUGUGAUCUUCUGUGUGUUUUCUGUUGAGAAACCUGCUGAGCCUAUAGCCUCUAGUCAUAACUGUCACAUCACGGGGGAAAAGAAAGACAAGUGGCAGGCCUGAACACUGAAAUGUUGAAGCACGAACAAUCGACCAAUUUCAGAACACGCGUCUUCUUACCCACAGCUGGAGGGCAAAGAUGAUAUUUAAAGUGUGUGUUAUUUUCAUGUUCCGUGUCUCCAGGUGGUGAAAAAGAUCAGGAGUUGGGGAGUUAUUAUCAAUAAACACAUUUAUUUAUUGA
Cyclopterus lumpus (lumpfish) is the source of this 1540-nucleotide messenger RNA. It is a transcript of the gene bhlha15, whose product is annotated as basic helix-loop-helix family, member a15. The record is from RefSeq and is a predicted model, not a curated record. NCBI's taxonomy places the organism in Eukaryota, Metazoa, Chordata, Actinopteri, Perciformes, Cyclopteridae. The transcript has 2 exons. Gene Ontology annotation, molecular function: protein dimerization activity. Bases 235 to 792 code for a protein of 185 amino acids.